Brassica napus (rape) is the source of this 1461-nucleotide messenger RNA. Its product is annotated as UPF0725 protein EMB2204. NCBI's taxonomy places the organism in Eukaryota, Viridiplantae, Streptophyta, Magnoliopsida, Brassicales, Brassicaceae. The record is from RefSeq and is a predicted model, not a curated record.
CGUCUUUUGCUUAAUAGACUCCACACUACACGCCGUUUUUGUGCUUUAAAGACUCCACUACACGCCGUUUCAUAAGCAGACAAAAUCCCGUGUAGGGAGAGAGUCCAAUCGAUCAAACUUGUCACUAAUCUUUCUCCGACAAACCCUGCCUGAGACUCCGAGGAAUAAGACGACUUUGCCAUCCACUGAAAGCAUAACUCCUCUCGAUAAAAGAUCGAUUCGGUUCACCGGUCUCGUCUCUCACCGAAAAGCUUCUGACAACCUUCCAACUUGAGGAAGACGAGUCGUCGCUGGAGAAUAUACUAGACGAAUGGAGGAGCUGGAUUUUUUCAAGUCCCCCGACGAGUUUCCACCAAGACGUGGUGGCUAUGGCCUGGUACAUGUAGAUUGUGUUGGAAAGCGUGGAUACACUAACAGUGCCUUGGUGAAUCUUUAUGCCAAGCUCGGCCUUCAUCGCUACAACUGGUUAGAGGGGACAAACUUUGAGCUAGAUAGCAUAAUGAAAUUCAACAUGCGUGGUGCUGCAUCUCCUUACUACAUAACUUUGGUUGCGUGCCUUCCAUCCAGCGGUUUGCAGCAGAUCUUUCAGGUUCUCGUAGAGGAAGAACGUCUUGGCAUUUUAGAUUUGACAUGCCCCAUCUCUAGACCUCAAGGGACCGAGAGUUCAAAGAAGGAGUCAACUCCUUUCUUACGUCCACAUUCCGAGCCAGUGUCUGCUACCCACCAAGACAGAUUGCUUGGCUGGACCAAGUCAGUAAUUCCAUGGCCCUCUUCCGAGAUUGGUUUCAGUGACACAAAGCGUUUUUACAUGUUGAAUGAAUCUGAGUUGCAAUGUGAUUGGAUUUCUUUGUAUGUGGAACUUGCAAUCUGUACUUCCCAUAGGUGGUUUAAAGCUAGGGAUCUCUCUAACUUUGAGUUGGAGAUUGUCCAAGUGGCCAUAGAAUCUCUUCAUGAUAAGGAGCCACCAAGUCUCAAGUCUAAAGCUGCGGUCAUCUACAUAGCAUACAAGGAUUUGGCCAAGGCUAGGACUGGUGAGCCUUAUCACUACCAAGCUGUGGUGAGACGAGUCAUCAACGAAGCUACAGGAACAUUGAGCAUCCAAGGUGAUUGCUGGAGCAGCAGCAGCAACGGCUUAGGAGUUCAUAAGCUAUGGAGGUUGUCUAGUACUAGGUGGUACGAGAACCGUGGCCUCUGCUCUUCCCCCAUGAGUUGUUUAGCUAUUUGGUAACUUAAGACAUUUGAAGAUGCAUGGUAGUAUUUAACUAUUAAUUAGUGAUGUUUAUGUAUUGUGUGUUUUUGGUCUCUAUUUAAGACAUUUGUAUCGGAUGUAGUAGUAUUUAACUAUUAUUAGUGAUGACUCUAUUUAUGUUUUUGGUCUAUCUAUUUAAGACAUUUGAAGAUGUGUAUGGGAUGAUAGUAUUGAACUACUAUUAAUUAGUGAUGCUUAUGUAAUUUUGUGCU